Molecule: messenger RNA, 6148 nt
Organism: Colletes gigas
Lineage: Eukaryota; Metazoa; Arthropoda; Insecta; Hymenoptera; Colletidae
Product: prominin-like protein
Exons: 17
Coding region: 20-3052 (1010 amino acids)
Cellular component (GO): membrane
Source: RefSeq, a predicted model, not a curated record
UCGGGCGCAGGUCGCUAUUAUGGUUCAUGUGGGAUUUGGUGGUGAUCGGCUCUGUGCCGUGGUGCAUUAUGGUUUCGCGAUUCUAUGUCUGCUGUUUGUUCUUGUGCCGCGCCCCGUCACCUGCCAGGAGACACUCACCAAUCGGAUGCGCGUGAUCAGCGAUGAUCUGGACCGGCAGCUGAACGGAAUUAUGGCCUCGCAGGCUCUCAACUAUUCGGUGGUGGACACCUCCGCGGUGGACUACAAAGCCAGCACGAAGUUCUAUCCCAAGGGCAUGGGCCAGCUGUACAACGUGACCAACGCGUUCAUCGACUUCGUGCAGAGCAAGCAAGCGUAUCCGGAGGGUAUGCUCACUGUGGGAGACGGACUGAUACCAGCGUUCCUGUAUACCUGGGCCGAUUGGAAGAUCAUCGUGUCCCAUUACGGUGGAUUGGCAGGCCUAACCCUAAUUGGCAUUCUCCUGGCGGCGAUUUUACCUUGCGUGGGGUUGUUUUUCUGCUGCUGCAGGUGCGCUGGCCAUUGCGGUGCUAAGAGUCAACCGUUCGACAGGAAGCACGAUCAUUGCAAGAAGGUGAUACUCAGCAUGGUACUCAUAGGGGUUGCUACAAUUAUAUUGUUCGGUGUUGUUUGCGCGUUCGUCACGAACGAGUACAUGCAAGAGGGCACAAGAAAGCUACCCAGCAAUAUCAAAACCAGUCUGACGGAUAUGAAACUGUAUCUGUUCGCCACAAAGAAAGAGGUCGACAACGCGUUGAAUACUAAUUUCGAUGAAUUGGAGAUCAAUCUGAACAACAUUCUACAAGCAAGCGGUAGAAUAGUCACCGAACAACUCGCGGAAUACUCCCACGCAGUCUCGCUGACCAAUCUAAGCGACAUCGUGGCUGGUUUGGAGUCCAUCAAGGAAGACCUGAAGACCAUGCAAACCAUCACGCGUGAUCUACGGACGAAUGCUAGCCAGUUGGACAUCGUUGUACGAGGCGUUAAAAAGAAUCUUCUCCAUACGCUGUCGGCGUGCAAGACCCAGAAUUGCAAGCAGGUCCUGAACGAUUACAAAGUGAACCAAAUGUCGGUUCAAGUAGACUUCGACAAGUACAUGGACCGAUACUUCCCGAAGCUUCAGUCUUUGCCGAACGUCACCUCUGCCUUGCACAACAUCACCAUGCUGAUGAGAGGCAACAUCGUGUCGGAGGUCAGCCAGGGUAAGGAGUCGUUCCUGAAGAUACAGAAGGACAUCCAGCACGCGGUGAAUCAGACCAUUCCGGUGGUCAGCGCGAGCAUCAGAAGGUUCGGAAACUUCGCGUCUAGUAUCGCAGAGAACAUAACUGCUCUCCUCGACAGGACAAGCCUUCUCAUAGACGGGGUUUACAUGCCUCGCCUGGACGUUGCUCAGACCCACAUAGAUCAGUACUCACCGUACAGGUACUAUCUGGGUCUUGGUAUAUCUGGAAUUGUGUUGACCGUUUUGAUGUGUUUGACCUUUGGCCUAUUUUGCGGAAUUUGCGGGAAACGUCCCGACGGUUACGGCGACGAUUGCUGCAAUAAAGGAUCCGGAGCACGUUUCUUGAUGAUGGCCGUAUGGAUUAUUUUCCUUCUGACGAGCGUCUUGAUGUUAAUCACUGUGGCGCACAUGGUCACCGGUGUUCUGCUCCAACGAGCAAUCUGCGAGCCUCUGAAGAAUCCCAAAGACAACAGGAUGUUCGCGUUGAUCGACGACUAUGUUCAGAUCAAGAAGGUCCUGUACCCCAAGAACCCCAACGCGGACGUGAACAUGAGCUACAUAGUUACAAACUGCCACCUGAACGAGACGCUGUACAAGGUGUUGAGGUUGAAGAAUCUCUUCGACAUCGCGACGCUGCGCGAUUACGCUGGACGCUACGACAUCAACAACACUAUCCAACAAUUGCGUCACAAGAUUAAUCUGUCCCCGGACGUAGUGAUACUCACGGAGAGCGCCAAGUUGAAGCUGAAGGAUCUAGCGCAGAGCGGUCUGAGCGAUAUACAUUUCUAUCAGUACGCCGAGAUACUCGCCGAGAACAUCACCAACAUAAAUCUGGAGCAUCUGGCGAGGCAGCUGCGGGAAGUCGCGACCAAAUUGCCCGAGGACCAGAAGGACAUUCGCGAGAGCCUGGAGAAGAACGCGGUGGACCUGGAGCUCUACCAUAAAGACCUGGUGGUGCCUAUGGCGACGCUCAGCGAGCAAUUGAGCGAAAAAGCGUUGACGCUCCAGGAGAACAUAAAGUUCAAUCACAGCUCGAUGGCGGAAGCCAUCCACGACCUCGUCGACGAAGUCACAAAGGCACAGAAGUUCCUGAACAAAGACGGGCCGGAAUACGUUCAACAUCUAGCAACCAGGUUCGGAAAUGCUUUCCUCCGUCAAGUCGACGACUUCCUCGAGAACACGAUCGAGAAUGCAAUGUCCCGGGUUGGAAAAUGUGGUCCCGUUUCGAACGCGUACAACGCCACGCUGGUCGCCGGCUGCAACAAAAUUCUGGAUCCAUUUAACGGUUUCUGGGUGAGCGUCGGCUGGUGCUUGAUCCUCUUCAUCCCGACCAUAGUGCUCUGCGUGAAACUGAGCGCGCUGUAUCAGAAGUCGGACCCAUAUCCAGGACCCCUGGUCGAUGCUGAAUAUUUGUAUGACGCGUACGCAGACAGGGAUAACAUACCCCUUGCUCACAGUCAGGACAAGAAAUACGUAGCUCACAACAGACAUCACACGUCGGCGUACGUCGACAGCUACGACGGUCCGGCGGUUGGAUACAACGAUCGUGAGAGGAUCUCUGACGCGCAUCAGAGCACGUCCCACAACGAAUCCAGAUACUCUGAUUUAGCACCGAAUUCCGACCCAAAGUGGCGAUGCCACAAACCUACCAUCCCCUCCGAAACAGAACCUCACAGUAAAGUCUUUAGCGUAUCGAUAAAAGCACAAAAUUGGAACUUCCCUAAUGGUGGUCCUCCUAGGUACCAGCCUGCCGCCGCGGCUCCUCCGCCGCUGAGUACAGAAUACGAACGACCACCUCCCUAUUAUUAUCCUGGGCCAGGGGACAGAAAUUAGGAAACAAGUACCGUGGCAUACACAAAGGUAGCGUUGAGUAGCGUGGCUACUCACAGUCUCACCCGCAGUUACAGAAGGACGCUCAAAAGCAAAGAGAAAUUGAAAUGCAAACGAGACUAUGUUUAAUCACAACGUUCCUCAUGCGCGUGCCACGGACCGUGCGAACAAUGAAAUCAAUUAAAGACCAAGUUUGACGUAGACUGAAGGUAGGCUAAAUGGAACCUUUCGGCGAGCGCGUGUAGAGUGUGAUCUACGUGUGCGAUUCGUUUAACUUUAGUAUUAUUUAAAACACCGACAGCGUAUCGGGCAAGAGAAAACGUUCACGUUGCGUCGAAUGGUUUCGUAACUGGGAACAGUUUCGAUCGCGCUGCGACCUUCUCUUCAGUUUUCCUUUUUGUUAUAUUUUACUUUAAUUAGAAAACGAACCGUAAUGGAGCGAUGAUUUACAUCGUCAGUGCUAUAUUAAUCGUUGGACGAUCGAUUUCUUCGUACGACUGAUCGUUUACCGCCAUUCUCAGCAUUUAACAUUUUUUUUUUUAAUCGAGUAGUUAGUCGAAAGGGAAGCCUAUCUGCUGAAAACCCCGAUUUCAAUUCGAAUGUAUAUAUUAGACUUCGUGACGAGCGUAGACCAACGAGCUACCUGUAUUCUUUCUUUUCGAGAACGAAAUGGAAACGUAGAGUAAUUUUCUUUCUAUGGUCACUCUUUGGAAUAACUACUCGAUUGCUAUUACGACCAAGUAGAUUCCUAUUAAUCUACGAUUUGUCUUCGAGCUUUUGCACGUAUUACUCGUUCCGAACAAUUGACUGGCAACUACCGAAGAUGCGUAAAUUUUCCACCGUUGCUUAUUUGUUUCUAUUUUACGAAGAUCCACGAGGUAAAUUUGUCUAAAACCCUCGGUUCACCUUUGGCAUUUAGUUCCUAACGCACAUGAUCGAAAUCAUCGUCCGCAUUAACCAGUAUUAAUGAAAGUUCUUUAUCGUGCCUCCCUUAACGACCCAAAUAGCAUGUACCGCUUCUCUUUAAUCGGGAUACACGGUGUGUUCGUAAACUAGCAAACGUGUGUGUAUAUUCGCUUGUGUCUUAUGAAUUGCCCUCUUCACUGUCUUUUACUACGAACUGCCUACCGUUGUAACGAGUACACGAAAUAACGACGAUGACAAAAUGACUUUUGCACCGAGAGACGUCAGCGAGCUGUCGUCGCGGGAAGCGCGUGUGCGAUCGACACGACCAGGAACGUUUUGACACGUUGGUUCUUUAGAGUUACAAAGAUGGCGAUCCGUAAAGUGUCGACCCUUUGCUCGAACCAAUUUAUUACCCUAGGUUAACCGGAUACUAUGUGAUGAAUCUUCGACCUUCUUAGAGGUUUCCACGUUGUGAUUAGAGCAAAGAAUAGCUGUCAGCACAGGGUUAACACCGACCGAUUCGGGCCCACCGCGAACGAUCGCGAAUUAGUCUUAAGCCUAUUGUUAAGAAGUUGUUCUUUCGUGAAAUUUCGAUUCGUUCAGGCGAGCGAAACUUGCGCGCGAAAGCUGGUUUACGCGCGAGUCGAAAAUCUUAAUUCGUUGUUCGUGAAUAAAAUUUGCUCCGACUGUUUGGCUCCGAUCGAUGCACAGUGCCGUACCGAGUCGCGUCACGUGGAUCGCGUCGAUCGCGCUACGGCUUCCGGUUUCGAAUAUUUGCGAAACGUUCGUCGAUGCUUCGCAAAUCCCGAGCACUGAACAACGCCAUAUUUAAAUGCCAAACGACGUUCUUCGCGCGUGGUCCGUGGAGUUCGAAGCGUGCACGGGUCGCCAAUUUCGAAUUCCACGGUUCUCACUGUCUUCGACCUUUCCCGGUUACUCGUAGGGAUUAACAAUAGUCGACGAAAUUAAUUUCCACCCCCCCCUGACACGAUCGGAACCGGUGGAAGCUAGUUUCUCCGCAAAGGUCGUCGCUAUUAAAUACUCUGUGUAUAUGGUUCUUUAAGUAGACGUUUUUUCUUACUAUUAAAGUUUACCGUGUAAUUUACCGUUCUAAGUUCUUACGAAGAUGUUCGCGGUAGCGAUUGUACGUAAGUACAUCGAGCUGCUAAAAACUUAUCCAUACUUUGCUGUGGAUAAGCGGCCAUUGCCCGAGCGUAUCGCGUGGUGUCUUGUGCUCGUAUUUGUCAGGCGCUAAUUUUCAAUAUUUAAAAUAUAAGCUGAGAUAGAGUAAUUUUUUAUUAUUUUCGACGUUGAAAAGUUAUUCUCUUUUGUACGAAUUUGUGGGAAUUUAGGGGUUCAAAACUUCGUUACAGACAAAAGACACGCGGUGCAAUAGUAGUGAGUCGGAAGAACUCUAGGUGGCGCUUUAACGUGCUUCGCUAUAGUAGUACGAAUAAGUUCUUAACAGCCCGUUUGUGCGACGCGCGAAUAACAUAAGAAACGAAUGCAACGUCCGAGUUGAGUCUGUUUUAACGUUGACGAGGAAGUGCUUUCGUUUUAAAUAGGCUCUGUUUAAAGGGCAAUGAAGUAUCCUCGAGCGAAAGCCUUUACGAGGACUGUAGCAUCUACAGAGAGAAAAGACUCUUUGCAGUCCAGCAACUAUGCUCUCUCGACGGACAUAAGUAAAGUCGGUGUAAAGACGAUUGUGCAAUUGUUACGAGACAAACCUGAGUGCACCAGCUUUGCUUUCACAGAAAGCUGCAAAGAGCUAAUAGCACGUAGAUGUUUAAAAAAAAGUUUUGAAUUUAGAUGUUUUUGGGGUCCAGACAUCACGUCGUAGAAGUCCCGCGGAGAUACCACCCGGGGGAAUCGGAGAAUUUUUUUAGGGAUUCGUGGUAAUAUCGAGAAUCCUGCAACGAAGCGGACUUUUACCAUUUGGUAUUUGGGACCCUGUAUCAAAGGUCAAAGUUCGACGAUGUUUUUUUUAAGUGUUGUCGUCGAACGUUUGCCUUGACAAGUAACUGUCGUAGCUCGUAAAGACGACAGAACGUUGCAUUAUGGUAGAGAAUCAGUUUUUUCCGACAUUCGUCGACGCAAGCAUCAAGUUUUAAACUUAACAUUAUACGGUAGAUUACGCCGCCCAUGCUACGGUCACGGAUCGACCGGCAGCAGAUUGCCAAAAAGUAAAAAGAA